AGCUCAUCCACGACGCACCGAACAGCAAUGGCCACGUUCCUGGGAAGCUCACCGGCGCUCCUCGCCCGUCCCAUCGCCAAGCCCCACAUCUCCUGCGCGCAGACACCGCGGCCGCCAAGCGCCCAGAACCAGCCGCCGUCCAGCGAGCAACCGCAAGCACAAACACAGCAGCAGUCCGUGCAAGCGCAGCCACAGCAGGCGACGGCGAGGCCGAAGCGCGCGGGCGGCGCGGACUCCACGGACUGGGUGGCCUCGUCGCUGACGCGGCGGUUCGGGAUCGGCGCGGGGCUGGCGUGGGCCGGCUUUCUGGCCGUCGGCGUCGUGUCCGAGCAGCUCAAGACCCGCUUCGAGGUCGCGCAGCAGCAGGCCAACACCAAGGACGUGGAACAGGAGCAGGAGGUCGUCCUGCCCAACGGGGUCCGGUACUACGAGAUGCGCGUCGGCGGCGGCGACGUCCCGCGGCCGGGCGACCUGGUGGUGAUCGACCUGCAGGGCCGGGUGGCCGGCAGUGGCGGCGGCGGGGAGGCGUUCGUGGACACGUUCGUCGACGGCAAGCGGCCGCUGGCGCUGGUGAUGGGCUCCCGGCCGUACACCAGGGGCAUGUGCGAGGGCGUCGAGUACGCGCUGCGCUCCAUGAGGGCCGGCGGCAAGCGGCGGGUGGUCGUCCCGCCGGGCCUCGGGUUCGGCGACGACGGCGCCGACUUCGGGGAGGAGCACGUCCAGGUCCCGCCCGGCGCGACGCUCGAGUACAUCGUGCAGGUCGACAGGGUGUCCAUCGCGCCGGCGUGAGGCGGCAGUAGAUAGAUCGCAGUCCUGUGGUGUUCUGAUCUUUAUUCCAUGGCUCGGCUCGGUUCUUCUGUA
Molecule: messenger RNA, 861 nt
Organism: Zea mays
Lineage: Eukaryota; Viridiplantae; Streptophyta; Magnoliopsida; Poales; Poaceae
Product: FKBP-type peptidyl-prolyl cis-trans isomerase
Cellular component (GO): chloroplast
Molecular function (GO): peptidyl-prolyl cis-trans isomerase activity
Source: RefSeq, marked validated